This is a messenger RNA of Styela clava, 3168 nucleotides long. The record is from RefSeq and is a predicted model, not a curated record. NCBI's taxonomy places the organism in Eukaryota, Metazoa, Chordata, Ascidiacea, Stolidobranchia, Styelidae.
AUGACUUCUCUUUCAAUAUUUGGUCGAGUAGACCUUGUAAACGAGACUUACAGUCUUUCAUAUUCGAGCGAAUUCAGCGAGGAAUGGAAUGCGACUCUUUCACUGAUAACAGAAGCAUAUAGUGCAAUGAAUAUAACUUACAAUGAAUUAACGAUUAUUGAAAUUGAAAACGAUGCCGAAAUUCCUCUUAUAUUUUACGAAAUGAAAGUCAAAGAUAAAAGCUUGCCUUCACCAGUCAAUUAUAAGUUGACCGGAGAAAGUUUCAACAACUCAUUUAUCAACAAUGGAGAUGAAUGCGUGGGAACCCCGCGUAUAUAUGUGGAAAUAAUGGGACACGGUACUACUGAAUACACCUUUGCAUACCAUUUCAACUCCUCAUAUCCGGUAACCCGGGAUAACGUUGACAUCCACAUGUACAUAACACAGGAAGAUAGAUCGACCAUUACAAUUCCAGUAAUAUAUGCAGGAGAAAUGUUUGAUGAUGGUCCUCAAACUUCAAUAAACAUACAAGCGAACGGAGUCAUAACGCCUGGUUCUUCUAAUGACGAAAUUGCAACGUUGAACUUGAACACCGUGGCUGGACUUACUCCAGGAUUUCUUAUAAAAGACGUUCUAAAGGGAAGUGGUGUAAAGCUGUAUACAAGAUAUUUUAGUGCUCAAAAUUUAUCCUCAACUGCAAACACGGUUGAUCAUCUAUUUCAUUCUACAGAAUUGAAUGCCAGCGUUGUGAAUGAAACUGCAGAAGCUAUAACGUAUACUUCAUCAUCUGACGGAACAUCUGUGACGUUGAAUAUACCUUCUCUAGAAAAGACGAUUAGAUAUGAAAUAUUAGAUGAUAGUGGCACGGUGGUUGCUACAUUGGAAGAAGAAGAUAUCGAUGGAUCAGAUAUUUUAAAAAUACCCAUCGCCUCCAUGACAAAUGGUACGGAAGUGACCCUCGAGCUAAAUAUAAUGACACGACUUCAAGACGAUCAAACUGCUUUGGCAACUUCAUCAUAUGAAAUACGUGUAACACCAACUGCAACUACAGAGUCGGAUACAACUACAGCUGCAACUUCCCAACCAUCCACUACCGUUGCUGAACCAACCACAGCUGCAACUUCCCAACCAUCCACUACUAUUGCUGAACCAACUACAGUUGCAACUACCCAACCAUCCAUUGCCAUUACUGAGCCAACCACAGCUGCAACUCCCCAACCAUCCACUACCAUUGCUGAACCAACCACAGCUGCAACUUCCCAACCAUCCACUACCAUUGCUGAACCAACCACAGCUGCAACUUCCCAACCAUCCACUACCAUUGCUGAACCAACCACAGCUGCAACUUCCCAACCAUCCACUACCAUUGCUGAACCAACCACAGCUGCAACUUCCCAACCAUCCACUACCAUUGCUGAACCAACCACAGCUGCAACUUCCCAACCAUCCACUACCAUUGCUGAACCAACUACAGCUGCAACUUCCCAACCAUCCACUACCAUUGCUGAACCAACCACAGCUGCAACUUCCCAACCAUCCCCUACCAUUGCUGAACCAACCACAGCUGCAACUUCCCAACCAUCUACUACCAUUACUGAACCAACCACAACUGAAACUCCCCAACCACCCACUACCAUUACUGAACCAACCACAGCUGAAACUCCCCAACCAUCCACUACCAUUACUGAACCAACAACAGCUGCUACUUUCCAACCAUCCACUACCAGUUCCGAACCAAGCACAGCUGAAACUUCCCAGCCAUCCACUACCAUUGCCGAACCAACCACAGCUGCAACUUCCCAACCACCCACUACCAUCACUGAACCAACAACAGCUGCUACUUCCCAAUCAUCCACUACCAGUUUUGAACCAACCACGGCUGUAACUUCCCAACCAUCCACCGCCAGUUCCGAACCAAGCACAGCUGAAACUUCCCAGCCAUCUACUACCAUCACUGAACCAACCACGGCUAUAACUUCCCAACCAUGCACCGCCAUCACUGAAGCAACCCCAACAACAGCUAAACCAGCAACAGACUCAAUAGUCUCUACUACUGUAUCAGAAAGUAGCACUACGACUAUCAAUUCCCAACCAGUUUUACCUGUCUGGGGAUUAAUUCUUAUUAUCGUAAUUGGAAUCGGGUUACUUGGAGUUCCAAUUUAUUUUAUAGCCAGACAUUUCGAUAAUAAACAGAACGAUCAGGAAAAACCAAGCGUGGAAAUGUGGAAUGUCAAUGGCAACCAUAACAGAUGGGAUCCUGAAUUACGUAUCACACCAGAAGAAGCACUUCGUCAUCCUUUUAUAACCGGACAAUCGUCUGAGAAUGAACUUGAGGAAUACCCAAUACUCAUCCAACGAUUUAUAGGAAAAAUAUAACGUCAGAAUAUUCCAGUAAGAAGAGAUGACAAUACUCUAGCGCGUAUAGUUGGAGUAACAAGAGUCGUUCCUGAAAGCGUCGUUUUCCUGUAAAUGGUCGAAUGCAUCACGGGGAAGUAAAGGGACGUAUCAUAAUUAUUGAAUUCACCACAAACACUGCAAGCAUGAUUAAAAUAAGAUGUUGGGACAAUAGGAUUCUUAUGUUUGUUCUAUACUUUGUAUAAAUUACAUUGUUACAAAGAGACAUAAAUUUUACGAGAAGGCAUGGAAGAUUGCCUUAUCUCCUGGGUCAGAUCUGUAUUUAACAUCGUCCAAUGCCAUCGCCACAUGGUGAUCUUUAGCUAAGAUUUCCACCAAUUAGUCCUCAGUUCCACCAAUCAGUUUUUGUGUGAAAAAUCGACUUUGUUAUUUUUUACUUAUGCAAAUUAACGUAGUGAAAUUGUAAACGAACGAACACCGACAAUUGCAAGUGUCGUUAUGUAAAAUCUACUGUGCAGAUACUGCUAAUGAUUGAAACCCAAUUCAAAUUUUUCUUAUUUUUAUCCGGUAAAGGUUAAAAGCGGAAACAUUGCAUGUUGUUAUUAUGUCAAAAUAUUCAUUAUUUAUGCUUAUUAGUUGAUUUUUAAUUUGCAAUUCACUGAAUAUAUGAACAUUUCGAUACAAUUUUUUGUCCACCCGUGGUUACCAAGUGGGGCACAAUGUUAUAUAUAAAUAUGAAUACUCCCGAAGUAUGUGAACAAAGGUGGUGGACACCGGGACGUAGUAUGUGUACCAGGUUAAGGUUAGGCUAUAAUUUUAUUCAAUUUUCCUUAU